CAAUUCUAGUUUGCGUCUAUCGUGCAGUAAGCAUUUUAAGUUGUGUUGAAUUGUUCCUAACUCUAUCCAGUAUGGGAGAUGCUGCAGCAGUAGCCGCCCCGGCACCCGCUUCACCGAAGAAGAAGACCAAGGCGCCGGCAGCGAAGAAACCGAAAGCGCCGGCACAACAUCCGCCUACGGCCGAGAUGGUGAAUGCGGCCAUCAAGAAUCUAGCAGAGAGGGGCGGAUCCUCCCUGCAAGCCAUCAAGAAGUACAUCGCUAGUCACUACAAGGUGGACGUGGAGAAGAUGUCUCCCUUCAUCCGUCGCUACUUGAAGUCUAGUGCGGCCAAUGGUAAGCUGAUACAGACAAAAGGCAAGGGUGCCUCUGGUUCAUUCAAGCUCAGCGCAGGAGAGAAGAAAGAGUAA
This is a messenger RNA of Priapulus caudatus, 407 nucleotides long. Its product is annotated as histone H1B-like. Gene Ontology annotation, molecular function: double-stranded DNA binding; structural constituent of chromatin; nucleosomal DNA binding. Bases 72 to 407 code for a protein of 111 amino acids. The transcript has 2 exons. Gene Ontology annotation, cellular component: nucleosome; nucleus. Lineage: Eukaryota; Metazoa; Priapulida; Priapulimorpha; Priapulimorphida; Priapulidae. Gene Ontology annotation, biological process: nucleosome assembly; chromosome condensation; negative regulation of DNA recombination. The record is from RefSeq and is a predicted model, not a curated record.